AUGGUGAACGUGCUAGGCGGGCGGAGCCUGGUGACCUAAGACGGCACGUGGGUGGAGGCCGAGGCGGCGCUGCAGAACAAGGUGGUGGCUCUGUACUUCUCCACGGGCCGGUGCGCGCCCAGCCGCGAUUUCACGCCGCUGAUCUGCGACUUCGACGCGGAGCUAGUGGACCAGGCGCGGCCCUCCGGGCCCUUCGAGGUGGUCUUCGUGUCCGCCGACGGCAGCGCUCAGGAGAUGCUGGACUUCAUGCGGGAGCUGCACGGCGCCUGGCUGGCGCUGCCCUUCCACGACCCCUACCGGCAUGAGCUGAGGACCAGGUACCACAUCAUGGCCAUCCCCAGGCUUGUGGUCGUGAAACCCGGGGACGUCAUCACUGACAAAGGGCGGAAGCAGAUCCGGAAGUGGGGGCUGGCCUGCUUCCAGAACUGGGUGGAGGCAGCUGACAUCUUCCAGAAUUUCUCCGGUUGA
Globicephala melas (long-finned pilot whale) is the source of this 468-nucleotide messenger RNA. It is a transcript of the gene NXNL2, whose product is annotated as nucleoredoxin like 2. Gene Ontology annotation, biological process: photoreceptor cell maintenance; sensory perception of smell; visual perception. The record is from RefSeq and is a predicted model, not a curated record. NCBI's taxonomy places the organism in Eukaryota, Metazoa, Chordata, Mammalia, Artiodactyla, Delphinidae.